GGAAGAUAUCAUUGGUAAAAGGCGAAGAUACCCGCUACAGCCAUGGCUGGUGUAGGAAUGGCUUCACUGAGUGUGAGAGCUUCAUGGGAUACACUGCCAAGACUUCCUUACAAUCCCCACAACAGAAGAAAACCCAAAACCCUCAUUUCUCCUAAACCCCCCUUAAACCCAUCCCCUGUCACUCUAGUUGCCUCACCCACUGGUACGGUUGUCCCUGUUGCGGAGCUCCUUAGACGCGACAUUCAGAACUCCAGUCAAGUUAAAUCGGAUAAAUCAUAUAUGGGUUAUGAUAUAUGGUUGCCAAGUCCACCAAAAGUGAAGAAGCCUCGUUCAGUAUACAAUGCAGCAUCAUUGGCAUAUAUUGGAGAUUGCAUAUUUGAGCUAUAUGCUCGCAGACACUUUUUGUUUCCUCCACUGAAUAUGGAAGAAUACAAUGACCGUGUGAUGGCAGUAGUUCGUUGUGAAGCACAAGAUGCAUUCCUGCAGAAACUUCUUGAUGAUUAUUACUUAUCAGAAGAGGAAAGGGAUGUUCUCCGAUGGGGAAAAAAUAUUGGUUCAGCUAAAACACGGACAAAAAAACGUGCUGGUGUUGCAGUUUAUAACAGAGCAUCUUCACUGGAAACACUGGUGGGUUAUCUUUACCUGACAGAUGUGAAUCGUUUGGAGGAGGUGAUGCGUAAGUUGGGAUUCUCAACUGAUGCUUCUACCCAGUUGGGCUUGCAGGAAACAGAUACUGGCAGCUAAUUCAGAAGAGGCUCAUGAAGUUGAUACCAUCUUCAGGGUGACCACACACACAGUAUCUUACCAUGUCCUUUUAUCCUUCAAAGAUGUCCUUAUCACCUAUAAAAAUGAAGGUAUCUAUCUGCAAUUAAUGGCAAUUUUGCACUGACAAAAUUGAAAUUUUGGUAAAUAUUCUGUAUCUAUGCUUCUGCUUAGAAGCUUUGGGUCUGUUUUAACAGUGAAUCUGAAAUUGAAUAGUGAUAGUUGAGGUUCACCAAUGUCUUUUUGUAAGAAGUCUUUAGAAACUACAAAAGAUUUUUCUCAUUUA
Molecule: messenger RNA, 1048 nt
Organism: Vitis riparia (riverbank grape)
Lineage: Eukaryota; Viridiplantae; Streptophyta; Magnoliopsida; Vitales; Vitaceae
Product: mini-ribonuclease 3-like
Exons: 7
Coding region: 43-744 (233 amino acids)
Biological process (GO): RNA processing
Molecular function (GO): ribonuclease III activity
Source: RefSeq, a predicted model, not a curated record